CGCGGGUGCGGGCGGAGGGACGGGUCGGCUCCGCGCAGCGGAAAAAAAAUAACUAAAAAAAUAAAUCCCAAACUUGCUCAGUUUGUGCCCUAGGAACUCUCUGCUGCAGGAUGAAUUAGGAAAGGAAGGACUCUUUCUCUGAACCAUGGACGCAAGAGCAUCUUUCAUCACUACCAUGCAAGAGAGCCAGCAUCUAUCCCCAGAGAAGGGGCAGGGACUGGCCAAUGGUGAUGGGGAGCAAUUUGAUUCAGAUGAGGGCUCCAGCAUUGAGGAUGCAGACUUCAACUGGGAUGAGUUCCUGGAGGAAACAGGAGCCAGUGCUGCUCCCCACACCUCCUUCAAACAUGUUGAAAUCAGCCUCCAAAGCAGUUUUCAGCCAGGGAUGAAAUUGGAAGUGGCCAACAAGAGUAAUCCAGACACAUACUGGGUGGCUACAAUCAUCACAACCUGCGGACAACUCUUACUGCUUCGUUACUGUGGCUAUGGGGAUGACCGGAGGGCAGAUUUUUGGUGUGAUGUAAUGACAGCAGACCUUCACCCUGUUGGCUGGUGUACGCAGAACAACAAGGUCCUGAUGCCUCCAGAUGCAAUCAAAGAGAAAUAUGUGGACUGGACAGAGUUUCUUAUCCAUGAUCUGACUGGCGCCCGGACUGCACCUGCAAAUUUACUGGAAGGCCCUCUGCGAGGAAAAAACCCUGUAGACCUCAUUACAGUUGAUUCCUUAAUAGAGCUGCAGGAUUCCCAGAAUCCCUUUCAGUACUGGAUAGUUAGUGUGGUUGAAAAUGUUGGAGGAAGAUUACGCCUUCGCUAUGUGGGAUUGGAGGAGACUGAAUCCUAUGACCAGUGGUUGUUUUACUUGGAUUGCAGACUUCGACCAGUCGGUUGGUGUCAAGAGAAUAAAUACAGAAUGGACCCACCUGCAGAUAUCUAUUCUCUGAAGACGAUAUCUGAGUGGAAAUGCGCCCUGGAAAAAUCCCUAAAUGAUGCAGCAAAUUUUCCUCUUCCAAUGGAAGUAUUCAAGGACCAUGCUGAUUUGAGAAACCACUUUUUCACUGUGGGGAUGAAGCUGGAGGCGGUGAAUAUGAGGGAACCGUUUCAUAUCUGUCCUGCAUCAGUGACUAAGGUUUUUAACAAUCAUUAUUUGCAAGUGACCAUUGAUGACUUGAGAUCUGAACCCAGCAAAAUCUCAAUGCUUUGCCAUGCGGAUUCCUUAGGGAUCUUGCCAAUACAGUGGUGCCUUAAAAAUGGAGUCAAUCUCACACCGCCCAAGGGUUACUCUGGCCAGGACUUUGACUGGGCAGAUUACCAGAAGCAAUGUGGAGCGGAGGCAGCACCUCACCUGUGCUUUAGAAACACAUCCUUCAGUCGUGGUUUUACGAAGAACAUGAAGCUGGAGGCAGUGAACCCUAGGAACCCUGCAGAGAUAUGUGUUGCUUCUAUCACUUCAGUUAAAGGACGGUUAAUGUGGCUUCACCUUGAAGGUUUACAGAUGCCCUCUCCAGAGUACAUAGUUGAUGUGGAGUCUAUGGACAUUUUCCCAGUUGGUUGGUGUGAAGCAAAUGCUUAUAACCUUACUCCACCACACAAAGCUGUUUUGAGAAGGAAAAGAAGAAUUGCUGUUGUGCAACCAGAAAAGAAGUUACCAUCCUCAGUGCCUGUUGAGAAAAUACCUCAUGACCUCUGCCCAGUUCCUCAGCCAGACACAACAGGCACCAUCAAUGGGAGAUACUGCUGCCCCCAGCUCUACAUCAACCACCGCUGCUUCUCAGGUCCAUAUUUAAACAAAGGCAGAAUAGCAGAGCUACCUCAGUCUGUCGGGCCUGGCAAGUGCGUGCUGGUCCUUAAAGAGGUUCUGAGCAUGGUGAUCAAUGCAGCUUACAAGCCAGGGAGCGUUUUACGAGAACUGCAGCUGGUGGAAGAUCCUCAGUGGAAUUUCCAAGAAGAAACGCUCAAAGCAAAAUACAGAGGGAAGACAUACAGGGCGACUGUUAAGAUUGUGCGAACGUCGGAUCAGGUAGCAGAUUUCUGCAGAAGAGUCUGUGCAAAGUUGGAGUGCUGUCCCAAUUUGUUCAGUCCUGUGCUGGUGGCUGAAGUCUGCCCAGAGAACUGCUCCAUUCAUACUAAAACCAAGUACACUUAUUAUUAUGGAAAGAGGAAAAAAAUCAUUAAGCCACCAAUUGGGGAAAAUAAUAACAUGAAAAGUGGGCACGUCAAGCCCACCAGACGCAGAAAAAGGCGGAAAUCCAUCUUUGUGCAGAAGAAAAGAAGGUCAUCAGCUGUUGAUCUGAAUGCUGCAGGCUCUGCAGAGGAGAGUGAAGAAGACGAGCCGGAUGCAGUUGAGGAUGAGACGGGAAGCGAGGAGACGAGCUCAGAGCUCCGUGAUGAUCAAACAGAUACCUCCUCUGCUGAGGUCCCUUCUGCAAGGCCCCGCAGAGCAGUUACCUUGCGCAGCAGCACUGAGUCGGACAGACCUCCUCCUAUGGAGAGGGCCCGGCGGAGCCGCCGGCCACAAGCCGUGUCUUGCAGUGAGGUGGAGAAGUCACCACAGCUCAAGGAAGAAAUUAAGCACGAAGAAGAAGAGAAGCUCAUCCUGGACAGUAAUCCCUUGGAGUGGACUGUGACUGAUGUUGUGAGGUUUAUUAAACUGACUGACUGUGCACCCCUUGCCAAAAUAUUUCAGGAGCAGGACAUUGAUGGCCAAGCCCUUCUGUUGCUGACGCUGCCCACGGUGCAAGAAUGCAUGGAGCUGAAGCUUGGUCCAGCCAUCAAACUGUGCCACCAGAUCGAGCGAGUAAAAGUCGCGUUCUAUGCACAAUAUGCCAACUGACUGCACUUCUCUCUUUCUUUCUGUUCACCUUCUCAUUCCCUCUAUUUUUUAACAUCACAACUUGUUCACGUUUUUUUUUCCUCUUCCUCUUUUCUUAAAAAAAAAAAAAAAAAAAAUUCCUGGAAUUUGGAAGCGCUGAGAAUUAAUCUGUAGGGGGAAAAAUAACACAACAAAAAAUCUAGCAACAAAUUGAACUAACUGUUGUAAAGCACAGCGUUGGUAUCUCUCCUCAUGAGCUUUGCCAGCAUGGAUCAGAUGGAUUGUCGUCCUUUAAAGCAAAGCUACCUAUGGCAGAUACGUUUCCACGGUGAAUAGUCGGACAUUUUCAGUAAUGAUGGUUUGUCUUCGUCAAUUUCUGGACAUGAACAGUCCUUUUAGUCAACUCUGACACACUUCUUUCAUAUUGAAAUGGAAGUGAGAAUUUGUAACGUUACCUGGGCUUUACUGCAAAUUUGAUCUUAGUGAUCAUUAGGCUUUCUUUCACCUCCUCCCCAGUCAUACAAAAGGAAGAAGUGUUAUACCAGUCAUAUGCUGUUUGCUGUUGAGUGAGUUAUAAAGCAGGACUCAACCCACUGUCUUUGAAUGGUAUCACACAAAGCUGCAGCCAGUUGACAGACCUUAGGCAUAAUAAUGUUUUCUGAGCAAUGGUGGCCACAGUGAGCUGAAUGUCUCACUGAUGGGAUCUGUGCAGUACUGCAUUCAUGUGAAGGACCAUACAUGAAAACCUCCAAAGUCAAGCCUAUCCAGUUAUAUUUGGGUCACUGAACAUAGGCCAGACUUUGCAACUCAAGGGGUGAAAAAAAUAGGGGGAGGGGAGUCCAGAUUUAAUGGCAAGACUGUUCAGCACAUGCUGAUUUAACUUGCACCUUUGUCAGUCUGGUUACUAGGUGGGAAUAAAAACCAUCAAUAUUUUCAGGCUGUGUACACAGUGGUGCUUUAGUCCAACUGACACAUCCAACCCAGUGCAUCUUCUGUCAGUAAUCUGUAUAAAGCCCCAACUGUGUCCCAGUGGCAGACUGGCCAGUGAAACUGGGGCCUUGCUUCGUGCCAAGUAGGGUGAGCACCACAGGGAGUGAAGAAGCGGGACAGACAUCUUGGGCUUGCCUCAAUUGUGCAUACAAGAUGAGUAUUUUCUACUUACUUUACAGGGAUAUAUGGCCCUGUGAGUGCCACAUGUUGACCUCAGCAGUGGUUGGUGGCAUCACAUUGGUGUAAAAUUCUCUUGAAAGCAAGAACCAAACUGGUUCUUCAGACCAAGUCUGAAUUUUGCUCUGACUUUAGGUGCAGGUGAAUUCUUCCCUCAAAAAGUGAAUGGGGUAGUUUGGGCUGAUUUCAUCAGAAACCACUGACUUCAGUAGACUUUUUUUCUACAAACUGGAAACAGACCCCAGUUCCCUGUUCUCAGGGAACACAGCCUAGAAAUAUAGUACAGUCACAUGACAGUGUUGUGAUGCCAAAGCCUGCUCAACUAAGACCUCUUCAAAAAUAAAUGUCAUUUCUAACUCUGAAUCUGAAGAGAUUUCUUAGGGCCAAUAACCCCAUCUCAAACAGUUAACAUAUGGUGACAACAGACUUGGAUCACAUGGUCCUGCAGGCCUCAGUGCGCUCAGGAGAACCUACUGACCAACAUCAGGCUAUAGCUGGUGCUUUCUCCUUCAUCAGUUUCCUCCUUAAAAUCUUUGGUUUAGAGGUGGAAAGCCUCAGAAAUAGAGAUUCUGAAUUAUGUCCAGAUUUGGUCUGGGGCAUGGAUUAGGUAAGAAGUAUGGCCAUGCAUUGUGAAGACAUUCUAGUCCAUCUUUAAAGGGGAUUCCUGAUUUGCCAUUGGGGAGUGUGAUGUGUGCAAGCUGGGCCAAUUCCUGCCAGCUCAUGAGACUUCACAGAAAAUUUUCUUCUACUGAAGAUCUUGUUCAAGUUUUAAUCAAAUGAAGGAGCACAUAGUCAUUGCUGUGCCAAAAUGCUUCCUUUUGUUUCUAAGAAAUCUAGGAAUAGGGUUCCACAGUAUUGCAGACAUUCAAAAACUUGGCUUCAGACUGGAUUUCCUUCUGAGAGUAGCACUGAACUCUGUCCAUGCAAUUAGUUUGAUGACUACUUUGGAUUCCUCUAAAUAUGCCCUAAAAACAUCGUACCGCUUUUCAUCUCUGAAGACAAAAGGAUUCCACCCAGCAAGAAGAGAGUAGAAUCAUAGCAUCGUUAAGGUUGGAAAAGACCUCCAAGGUCAUCUAGUCCAACCAUUCAGCUACCCCAAUAUUCCCCACUAAACCAUGUCCCUAAGUACUGCAUCCAUACAUUUCUUGAACACCUCCAUGGUGGGUGACUGCCUGACCUGCCUGAGUAACCUGUUCCAGAGCCCAACCAGUCAUUUGAAGAAGAAAUUCUUCCUAAUAUCCAACCUGAAUGCUUCUCCCAGCUCCACACUGCUUCAGCCCAGUCACAUAUCUGCCAGCAGAGGAUAGACCCCAAAAGUUCAGUGUCACAACAACCAGCAUGUAAGGAUGUUUCAAAGAAAGAGAGUGACUGUUCACAAAACAGCAUCCUAGCACCAGUCCUUUACUUACUGUGUCCACCUUCUGAGCAUCCUUUGUUGCUGUAACAUUCCUUGGACUUUGUGGUUGCAGGGAGUUGUUGAAGACAUUUAAUUCUUGUGGGGAUACAUUAAAAAAAAAUCAGGCUUUUUCCAUCAAUUUAGUAACUAUACAUUUUCCAAUGGCAGCUAACUAUUAUGGAGGCUGGGCCAGGGAGCAGCCUGUUCUAGUGUUGGCCAGUCUGGGGAUGGGUAGAGCAUUGAGCCCAGCAUAUGGGAGUCUUUACUGAUUUUUCAGGGAAGUUAAAUUGUAUUUUAAACUCACCUGAUAAGCAAAGUCAACAAAAAAAGUUUAAUUUUAGCUCACACCAGCUCUUUUAUUUCCUCAGGAUUUUUGCUUCUCACCAUUUGUCUUUCAGUCUAAUAUUCUUCAGUGUCCUCUCAGUUAUCUCUGUCUAUCCUUUUGGAGAAGAUGAUAGCUUGAAAUCUCGAGCCUAAAAUUACCUUGCAUUGAAUGGGUGGUAGAUGCUUUAUUGUGUUGUUUUUUGUUUUUGUUUUUUUUUUAAAGUAUGCAGAAUGGAAAGGAAAAGAGAAUUGGGCUUCUGUUGUCUGUUGAAUUGAUUGCCCCUCAGAGAAGCUGGAGCCCUCUUAGUUUCUUAAACGUAGGAAGUGGGCUCCUCACGCUUUAAUUGAACAUUAUAUUCAGAUUGUCACUCGAAGCUUGGGCAGCGAUCAGAGAGAACUGCAUACUCUUUCCUGCACUUCAUUUCAAUUCCUGAAAAUUAGCCAGGGUUUGCAGUAAUUUAUUUCAAAAGAGCAAUCUUCCUGGGGUAAAAUGACACCUUUGCUAAGUAGAAGCACUUUUGCAAGAUAGUCACCAGGAAGACCUGGGGAAUCCACACUCUCUGACUGACUUAACCAUCUCUGGAUCAAGCCUUUCUGUAUUCAGUCAGGUGAUUUUAAAUCUCCCAUAGCUAAUUCUAGAUGCUCUUCAACAUUCAAUUAAACCAUCUGUUACUAAGCAUUGCAAUGUUAGCAUUUAUAUGAAGGUAGCAGAUCACAGAAGACCUGUGGAAUAGAGAUUGCUGUAUUUAUGUCUCUUCCCUCUUUUAUUUCAUUUUGUUCAGACCGAUUUCCACCUGACAUUUUUAACUAAAUUGUCUUGUAAUAUGGUGACUUAGAUUUUUUUUUUUUUUUUUUUGAACACUGGAGGUGUUUUUGGUUCUUCAUAGAUUCUGGGCCUAGUUCAGAGUUGGUGCAGCUUAAUAGAUAUACUGGUGACGCUGAUGAAGGCACAUCUUCUCAUUCUGAAUUCGAUACACAGGGCUGAAGUAUAUCACAUUAUCAGUUAAAGUGAUGAAUUCAUGGUUAACCAAGGCCAUUACCGAGGGCUGAGGAGCAACCCCACGGUUGCUUUGGGCUUUUGGAUGCUGAAUUUCAGCACACUCACACUGACCACCUUUCUUCUACAAAAAGGGUGAUCAGGCAGCUGUUGUUGAUCUCUAUUCAAGCAUAAAGAUGCUUGAAUAGAAUAAAGAUUCUAUUCAUCCAUAAAGAUGGACAUUUCCAAAGGUUUGUGCUCUGGAACGCAAUGAGUAGGAGGGUGUAGUACCUGCCCAUCUCCAUUUGGCUUCUUUUGAGCUAGAUCAAGUUUAGAAGGGUACCUGCUUCCUUUCCAUCAGCUUGUACAGAAUCCAACCAGUCUGUAGUCCUACGCUGGUUUCUGAGGGUGGAUUAAAGCAGUAACUUACAGGAAUGUCCUAUGACUCCCAGCUGGUAGACCUGCUUGCUUCCUGCUGUCAUGGAUGCUCCUCUCCCACCUCAAAGGAAGAUGAUCUCUUUGAUUUCAGAGCUCUUCUUCCCUUUCCAGAUUGAAAACACAGCUCCAUCCACACCCCCUGUUCUUUCCUCAGUGCUAGAAUGACUGCAGCUCUGAGAAGGGUUUCAAGGUCUCCAGCUCUACCAUGUUAGCCAUAUGCAAUAGAUCUCAAGAGUUUGGUUUUGCAGGAUGCAGAAAACGCAGAAAUGCAGUGUUGACUUACAAAAUCAGGACAAGUGCUUACAGACCCUGUCCUUGAUGAAGCAUCUCGCAGAUUCGUGUCCUAGAAGAAAUAGCCUGAUCCACAUUUACAGAGGUAUUCAAAUGUCUGAUGGGAUGUACAAAGUUUCUCAGUAAAAGAUUCAUAAUGCCCAAUAAGAUUUUUCACCUUGGCUAAACAGCUGAUCUGCCUUAAACUGGAAUGUUGCCAUUCCUUGGCUUUAACUUGCAAGCUUUUGCAGCCCAUAGAUGUGGACUGAAGCAAACACCAUCUCAGCUCUCCAAAGGCCAGCCAGACAUCGAGUUGCCAUAAUCAAUUGCUGAUUGCCUGUGCCCUGAUCAUGUCGGGGCACAAAAUUGAUUUUGAUGGAGCUGCAGUGUAACUGCAGUGCUUUUUAGAAGCUCAGUACCGUCACGGUAUUUCAAAUGAUUUUUGGUUUUCUGCUGCACAGUGUCUGGAACAAUAAUGCAGCUCAUACUGUUCCUCCUAUUUCAAAAUUCAAGUGCCAAAAGGGAAGAACGUGCUGCAACUGAACACCAUUAAAACCAGCUUUAUUACUUGUGGAUAAUUAUGGUCUCAAGGGCUCCAUUUUGGUGCUAGAAUAUGCCAUGCUGUAUUUUCCAUUGCUUGGAAUUACAAAGUUGAUUCCUCUCUUCAGGAAAUAUUUUCUGUAAUCAAAAACAUCUUAAAUAUUAGGAUUGUAGGAUUGUGUUUAUUUCUUGUUCUUUAAUUCAGAUACACUCAACAAAUGAAUUCCCCUCCCUGCAGUCAUGUGAGUUUUUGAGAAAUUUUGUAAGGUAUAUAUGUAUAUGUAUAUUUAAAAACUCUUUACAAAUUGCAGUGCAUGCCUAUUUUUUCCCUUGAAAAUAUUUUCUCAUAUCAGCUGGCCUAUGAUUAAGGGAAUUUGUUACUCAGGAUUUAAUCCAGAAGUGACCGAGGUUAGAAGUGUCCUCACACGUGUGGGCUUUGGGACAGGGUCUCCAUCAAAUUCUUUCACUUAGAAGUCAAAAAGUGUGCAGUGAAUUAAUACAAAAUUUAAAAUCCACCCUCCUCCAGCAGGCAGAUAUCCUGCUGAAAUCUGCCAGACUUAAUGAGAAGAGGGCUCAUGUCUUUAGGUACUCAUGAACUCCAAAUGAAAGGAGCAGAAACAUUUAAUGUUCUCAUUUAUUAUUUGGUACGAUACUCCAGCAACAAGUGCAAAUUAUCUGAUGUCUGCAUUUAGAAUAUGAGUCAGUCAUCAAAGAAUGAGAGUUUUACAGCCCAGUAGUCCUUUAAAUGUCAUCUGUCCUGGAGGAGAAGAAUAAUUUUACAAUGAUUUGGUGCCGUGCACUGGAAUUCUCUUGCAGAAGACAGAUGAACUGCACAAAAACAUAUUGGGUCAUCAUUUUAACUAUGCCCUUUUAAUUGCUUUAGUCUUUCAUGGGAAAAAGGUUUUCAUGUUGCUGGUUUAAAACUCCCACUUUUGUAAUGGCUCAUGGCACAGCAUACUAGCAGAAUGCAUUUGCGUCUGUUGUCACGUUAUGUGUGAGUGUGGAGGUGUUUGUGGACAAGCAGAUACUUCAGAUAGGACAAGGAGAUCUCCCUUCCUUGUACCUUGUUUUAAUAGUGUCCUCUGUGGAACAUGGAGGGCACGUGCUCCCCAGAACACAUCAUGGGGGGAAAUGUUUCCAGCAAUGCUGUUGUUGCAUGGCCAUGUUGCCCAAGUAGCCUAAUGCAGCAAGAUAAUUGCAGCCUACCAACAGAUAUUCCUGACCUUGAUAUCUACCUAAGGUAGAUGUAGGAGUAGGCAGGGAGGGUUUUCAGGGAAGAAGAGAGGGUUGGAGUUCUGGGUUUGAGGGUCUUCUCAUGUGAGGAAAGGGCAGCUGUGGUCUAUCAGCAUAAAUUCCUCAAGACAUCUCUGUCUUUCUCAUAGUAAAUAAAGAUGCUCUGAGCCCUUGCAGGGGCCAGGUGUGAGGGAGGAAAAAAGCAGGCAGUAUAUUCACAGCAGAAAGCUGGAAGUUUUCUUUCUUGUUUUGCUUAUGGAGAUGUAGGGAUUUGGCUCUGAAGGGUGGAUUGGAGGGCAGUAGAGAAGAUCCGUCUUUCUUCCUUGUACUCAGCUCCUGUACAUCUCCUGGUUUCUGGAGGCAACUUUCAGACUUCCAAGGGAAAUGUCAGGGACUGAAACUUGAGCUCUCUCCCAUAGAAAUAGGUGAUACUGCCUUAAGCUCAGGUGGUGGAUCUACAAAAUGCUGUUGCAUGUUAUGAUGUGAGAAGACAAAAAUCAGCAUUCCCAAGUCAGCAAUCUGCUUGUUGCUGCUCCAGCCUCACUGAAGUUUAUGACCAUUAUAUCUGCUUAUAAAUGCAUACAGGGAUAUAAUGUACAGGCAGGCAUUCGCUGUGAUGUGGUCCAAAAGUGGUGAAAGAUCUCAAAUGCAGGCUUUGGAAGGUUGAGUUGAGUCUUCUCUUGUGCCAGGCAAACACUCAGACCCAUCUGACACUUAGGGAACAGCAGAAAUGAGCUCAACAACCAGCAGACACAGUCCAUUCGUGGUGAUGCACGUUGGAAAUCUUUGAAUUGUUUUGCAUUCCAGUUUGUAUGGAAGAUUUGAUUCAAACAGUGUAUAUAUAAUCCCUUUGGUGUGUUACAAAUAUAUAUGUGUGUGUGUAUAUAUAUGUAUAUAUGUGUGUGU
Lagopus leucura (white-tailed ptarmigan) is the source of this 10056-nucleotide messenger RNA. It is a transcript of the gene SFMBT2, whose product is annotated as Scm like with four mbt domains 2. Gene Ontology annotation, cellular component: nucleus. The coding region runs from base 146 to 2827 and encodes 893 amino acids. Gene Ontology annotation, biological process: regulation of DNA-templated transcription. The record is from RefSeq and is a predicted model, not a curated record. Lineage: Eukaryota; Metazoa; Chordata; Aves; Galliformes; Phasianidae. The transcript has 21 exons. Gene Ontology annotation, molecular function: histone binding; transcription corepressor activity.